Peronospora farinosa is the source of this 2394-nucleotide messenger RNA. Lineage: Eukaryota; Oomycota; Peronosporomycetes; Peronosporales; Peronosporaceae. The record is from the annotation of a GenBank genome assembly.
AUGCUAAGGUCAUCGAGGCGUCUCGCGUUGCGGUGCCUCUCGACUGCGACUGCGUACGCGUAUCCUGCUCUUGCUCCUCGUCAGCUUCAGUUCGUGACAUCGAACGAGAUUGACCGCCAUCUGUUGCAUGGAUUAACCUCUGCAGACGACGAUACGCGGCCUGUGAACCUCAUUCAGAACGAAGAAGAUGCACGUCGUGUACUGGAGAAAAUCAAAGAGCUGGGCCCUAACCAUUACCACGCUUGCGAUACGGAAGUGGCACAGAUUGACAUUAAGGCCGUGGGUCCAGUCGGUAACGGGAUUGUCACGUGCCUGUCACUUUAUAGUGGACCUGAUGUGGACUAUGGCAAUGGACCAUAUGUCUGGGUAGACAAUUUAGACAGUGCUGAAGGGACAUUGCAAUACUUUAAGGAAUUUCUAGAGAGUAAAAGGUACAUGAAGGUCUGGCACAAUUACAGCUUCGAUCGCCACGUGCUGUUUAACCACGGUAUUAACGUCCAAGGUCUUGGUGGGGAUACAAUGCACAUGGCGAGACUUUGGAACACUGCCAGGUUCCAGAAUGGAGGCUACUCGUUGGAAGCUUUGACGGCAGAUUUGUUACUCCAAAGGAAAAAACCAAUGAAGGAGCUAUUUGGAAUCCCAAAGUUGAAAAAGGACGGAUCGAAAGGAAAAGAGAGGAUCAUGCCUACAGUCGAGGAGCUACAGAGGUUUCCAGAUUUCAGAAAGAGGUGGAUCAGGUACAGCGUAUACGACGCAGAAAGCACGUGGUUCCUGCAUCGUGUUUUGCAGCAAAAACUGGAUCAGACGUUCUGGUCGGAGAAACCUUUUCCGACAGAAGACGACAACCCACAAACUGGAUCCAUGUACGACUUUUAUCGUCAGUAUUUUAUCCCGUUCGGCGAGUGUCUGACGGAUAUCGAGCGCAACGGGAUGCACGUGGAUCUUGUCUAUCUAGCGGGUGUGGAGAAACAGGCGCUGGAAGACCGUGCUCGUCUUGAACGGCUCGUGUUGAAGUGGGCGUCGCGUUACUGCGACGAGAGCGAACGUAUUAAUUUAUAUAGCGCUGCGCAAAAGCAGCAACUGCUGUUUGCGCCGUAUUUUGAUCAUAAGAAGAAGAAACUUUUGCUGCCUGCUGAACGAGAGUUUGAAGUAGAAAACACGGAAGGUUACAUUGAAGAGGGCAAACAGAAGGCUAAGAAAAAGCGCAGCAUCACCAUUCAUGGUUUGGGUAUCUCUCCUACGCAUUUUACGGCGAGUGGACUUCCCGCAGCUAGCGCUGAAGUGCUGAAAGAUCUCGCAGGCCAUCCUGAGGCAGAUCCUCCAAGCUACGGUCGGGCAUAUAGUCAUUUCGAGGACAAAGAGGAGGGAGCUGCAGCGUGUGUGGCACUGAAGGCACUGUUUGACAUCAGCAGUAUCAACACCAUGCUCAACAACUUUAUUUUACCGCUUCAGGAGCUCGCAGAUAGCAAUAGCCGUGUCCACUGCUCGUUGAAUCUCAACACUGACACAGGCCGGUUAUCAUCACGAAAGCCGAAUUUACAGAACCAACCAGCAAUGGCGAAGGACCGCUACAAAAUUCGUGAUGCAUUCACGGCUCCGGCAGGCAAGAAACUUAUUGUAGCCGAUUAUUCGCAGCUAGAACUACGGCUCAUGGCUCACAUUACGCAGUGCAAAGCUAUGAUUGAGGCGUUUAAGGCUGGUGGCGACUUCCAUUCACGCACGGCCAUGGGAAUGUAUCCUUACGUGGCGAAAGCUGUAGAGGAUGGCGAUGCACUGUUGGAAUGGGAUAAUUCGUGUGGUGAGGAGCCCCCUGCUCCGUUACUUAAGGACAAGUUUGGCAACGAACGCAAAAACGCCAAAGUACUUAACUUUUCGAUUGCUUACGGUAAGACUGCUUUUGGCUUGUCUAAGGACUUCAAAGUUUCUCGUAAAGAGGCAGCGGAGACUCUGGAAAAAUGGUAUGCUGACCGAGCAGAGGUGCGCGAUUGGCAAAAGAGAGCCAUUAACAUUGCGCGGACAUACGGCUACACCCGCACGCUACUGGGGCGGUAUCGCCGGCUUCCCGACGCUAUGCUAAUUGAUGACAGUAUGUCAUCGAAGAAGUCAAGAGGUCAUGCAGAGCGUGCUGCCAUCAACACACCUAUCCAAGGUGCAGCUGCUGAUGUCGUUAUGCAGGCCAUGCUCCUUGUGCAUCAGAACCCAAGGCUGCGCGAGCUUGGUUGGAAGUUGGUAUCUCAGAUUCAUGAUGAAAUCAUUGUUGAGGGACCCGAGGAGUCAGUAGAUGAAGCGAUGAAAAUUGUUGUGCACUUGAUGGAGAACCCGUUCGAGUCGCCUUUGUCUGUAGCCCUUGAGGUGGAUGCUAAGGUCGACGAUUCCUGGUUUAAGGCGAAAUAG